AUGGCGACACCGAGCAGGAAAACGUCCACUCAAAGCCCCCAGGCCUCCAAGAGAGCUCUCAUGAGUGAUCCCUCGUCGGAAGUCCCGAGCAAGAAAAAGAGUUCGGUUCCACCGGCUGCGCCACCGCCACUGCCGUCUUCCGGGCCUUUCGUGGAAGGCUCUAUAGUCCGCAUCGCGAUGGAGAACUUCCUGACAUAUGAUGUCUGUGAAGUAUCUCCUGGGCCCCACUUGAAUAUGAUUAUUGGAGCUAAUGGAACAGGGAAGUCCAGCAUUGUGUGUGCCAUUUGCCUUGGAUUAGCAGGCAAACCUGCUUUCAUGGGACGGGCAGAUAAGGUUGGCUUUUUUGUGAAGAGAGGAUGUUCCAAAGGCAUGGUUGAAAUUGAAUUGUUCAGGACUUCUGGAAAUCUUGUAAUCACUCGCGAGAUUGAUGUGGCAAAAAAUCAGUCCCUUUGGUUCAUCAACAAAAAAUCUGCAAACCAAAAAAUAGUAGAAGAGCAAGUUGCAGCCUUAAAUAUUCAAGUGGGCAAUCUUUGCCAGUUUCUACCUCAGGAUAAAGUUGGAGAGUUUGCUAAACUCAGUAAAAUUGAACUCCUUGAAGCUACCGAGAAGUCAAUUGGUCCUCCAGAAAUGCACAAAUACCACUGUGAACUGAAAAACUUCAGGGAGAAAGAAAAACAACUAGAGACCUCAUGCAAACAGAAAACUGAAUGUCUAGAGAAAAUGAUUCAGAGGAAUGAAAGAUAUAAACAAGAUGUGGACAGGUUCUAUGAACGUAAGCGACAUUUAGAUUUGAUUGAGAUGCUUGAAGCAAAAAGGCCAUGGGUGGAAUAUGAAAAUGUUCGUCAGGAAUAUGAAGAAGUAAAACUAGCUCGGGACCAAGCAAAGGAAGAGGUCAGAAAACUUAAAGAAAGUCAGAUUCCUAUAACAGAACGCAUUGAAGAAAUGGAAAGGCAGCGUCACAUUUUGGAGGCUCGAAUCAAAGAGAAGGCAUCAGCUAUUACGGAGACAUCUCAAAAAUGCAAACAUAAGCAAGAUGUUAUAGAAAGAAAAGAUAAACAAAUUGAGGAGCUUCAGCAGGCUUUAACAGUAAAACAAAAUGAAGAGCAUGACCGACAGAGGAGAAUAAGUAACACCCGCAAAAUGAUAGAAGAUUUGCAGAAUGAGCUGAAGACCACAGAAAGCUGUGAGAACCUCCAACCCCAAAUUGAUGCCGUUACAAAUGAUCUGAGACGAGUCCAAGAUGAGAAGGCACUAUGCGAAAGCGAGAUGAUUGAUAAGCGAAGAGAGAGGGAAACUCUAGAGAAGGAGAAGAGGAGUGUAGAUGAUCACAUUAUACGUUUUGACAAUCUUAUGAAUCAAAAAGAAGAUAAACUGAGACAGAGAUAUCGUGAUACCUAUGAUGCUGUUCUGUGGCUAAGAAAUAACAGAGACAAAUUUAAGCAAAGAGUCUGUGAGCCCAUAAUGCUCACGAUAAAUAUGAAAGAUAAUAAAAAUGCCAAAUACAUUGAAAAUCAUAUUCCAUCAAAUGACCUGAGGGCUUUUGUGUUUGAAAAUCAAGAAGAUAUGGAGGUUUUCCUCAAAGAGGUUCGUGACAAUAAAAAAUUAAGAGUAAAUGCUGUUAUUGCUCCUAAGAAUUCAUAUGCAGACAAAGCGCCUUCAAGAUCUUUGAAUGACCUGAAACAAUAUGGAUUUUUCUCUUAUUUGCGAGAGUUGUUUGAUGCCCCUGACCCUGUCAUGAGUUAUCUUUGCUGCCAGUAUCACAUUCAUGAAGUUCCUGUAGGAACUGAAAGAACCAGAGAAAAAAUUGAACGGGUAAUACAGGAAACCCGAUUAAAACAAAUUUAUACAGCAGAAGAAAAGUAUGUGGUGAAAACUUCUUUUUAUUCAAACAAAGUCAUUUCAAGUAACACAUCCCUAAAAGUAGCUCAGUUUCUCACAGUCACCGUGGAUCUAGAGCAAAGACGACACUUAGAAGAACAGCUGAAGGAAAUUAAUAGAAAAUUGCAAGCAGUAGAAUCAGGAUUGUUUGCCUUACAUGAGACAAACAAGCAUCUGGAACACAAAGAUAAUGAACUUAGACAAAAGAAGAAGGAGCUUCUUGAAAGGAAAACCAAGAAAAGACAACUGGAACAAAAAAUUAGUUCCAAACUAGGAAGUUUAAAGCUGAUGGAACAGGAUACUUGCAAUCUUGAAGAGGAAGAACGAAAAGCAAGUACCAAAAUCAAAGAAAUAAAUGUUCAAAAAGCAAAACUUGUUACUGAAUUAACAAACUUGAUAAAGAAUUGUACUGCUUUACAUAUACAAAAAGUAGAUUUAAUUCUUCAAAAUACUACAGUGAUCUCUGAGAAGAACAAAUUGGAAUCAGAUUAUAUAGCAACAUCAUCACAGCUACGUAUCACAGAGCAACAUUUCAUUGAGUUGGAUGAAAAUAGACAGAGAUUAUUGCAGAAAUGCAAGGAACUUAUGAAGAGAGCCAGGCAAGUAUGUAACCUGGGUGCAGAGCAGACUGUUCCUCAAGAAUAUCAGACACAAGUACCCACCAUUCCAAAUGGACACAACUCCUCACCCCCCAUGGCUUUCCAAGAUCUUCCGAACACCUUGGAUGAAAUUGAUGCUUUAUUAACUGAGGAAAGAUCAAGAGCAUCUUGCUUCACAGGACUCAAUCCUACAGUUGUUGAGGAAUACACGAAAAGAGAAGAAGAAAUAGAGCAAUUAACUGAGGAACUAAAGAUAAAGAAAGUUGAACUGGAUAAAUAUAGAGAAAACAUUUCACAGGUAAAAGAAAGGUGGCUUAAUCCUUUAAAAGAGCUGGUAGAAAAAAUUAAUGAAAAAUUUAGCUAUUUUUUUAGUUCUAUGCAGUGUGCUGGUGAAGUUGACCUCCAUACAGAAAAUGAGGAAGACUAUGAUAAAUAUGGAAUUCGAAUUAGAGUUAAAUUUCGCAGUAGUACUCAACUGCAUGAAUUAACUCCUCAUCAUCAAAGUGGGGGUGAAAGAAGUGUUUCUACUAUGUUAUACUUGAUGGCACUUCAGGAGCUUAAUAGAUGUCCAUUUCGAGUAGUUGAUGAAAUCAAUCAGGGAAUGGACCCAAUUAAUGAACGAAGAGUGUUUGAAAUGGUUGUAAAUACUGCUUGUAAAGAAAACACAUCUCAGUAUUUCUUUAUUACACCAAAGCUCCUUCAAAAUCUUCCUUAUUCUGAAAAGAUGACAGUAUUGUUUGUCUACAAUGGUCCUCAUAUGCUGGAACCAAACAGAUGGAAUUUAAAGGCUUUCCAAAGGCGGCGGCGCCGUAUUACAUUCACUCAGCCUUCUCAGUGAAAGUGAAGGGCAGGAACUUUGGGACUUUUCUGUUAAAUCCUAUAUGUAACUGUGGCUCAACUGAAUAAAAGUUAGAUUCAUUAAGACUAAAGGAUCAGUUACUUUUGAAACCUGCUAUUAGAUACAAAUGGGUUGAUGAAGAGAGACCAUAAUAACUUCUUUCUGUGGAACAUCAUCUGAUAGUAAAAUUUAAAUACUGUGUCCUUAGCACUCUGACAGUGACUGGGUUCCCACUUUUACAGUAUUUGCUACUCAAAUCAGAACUACAGUGGAAGGGAUUAUCAGUUACAAGAAGUUUAGUUGAUAUGGGAACCCUGAGCUUUACU
Budorcas taxicolor (takin) is the source of this 3641-nucleotide messenger RNA. RefSeq names its product structural maintenance of chromosomes 5 (gene SMC5). Gene Ontology annotation, biological process: double-strand break repair via homologous recombination. NCBI's taxonomy places the organism in Eukaryota, Metazoa, Chordata, Mammalia, Artiodactyla, Bovidae. The record is from RefSeq and is a predicted model, not a curated record. The coding region runs from base 1 to 3315 and encodes 1104 amino acids. Gene Ontology annotation, molecular function: ATP binding; ATP hydrolysis activity. The transcript has 25 exons. Gene Ontology annotation, cellular component: Smc5-Smc6 complex.